Vicia villosa (hairy vetch) is the source of this 663-nucleotide messenger RNA. RefSeq lists its product as uncharacterized. The record is from RefSeq and is a predicted model, not a curated record. The transcript has a single exon. The coding region runs from base 1 to 663 and encodes 220 amino acids. Gene Ontology annotation, molecular function: catalytic activity. NCBI's taxonomy places the organism in Eukaryota, Viridiplantae, Streptophyta, Magnoliopsida, Fabales, Fabaceae.
AUGUCUAAUAUGCAAUAUUUUUGGGCGAAGAGUUUGUGGAGGAGUUCGAAGAUUGGUUACUCGUACUCUAACUCCAUUGGAAUGUCGGGUGGUGUCAUUACUCUUUGGAAGGAAGGGUCGAUAGAGGUUGAAUUUAGUUUCAAAGGGGAAGGAUAUUUGGGGAUUAAAGUAUUGUCGAAGGAGUUCUUUUACUACAUGGUGAAUGUCUACUCACCUUGUUGUCUAAGAAAGAAGAAGUUAUUAUGGGAGAAAUUAUUGGAAUUAAAGGAGAAGUUCUCGGAUGGGGAGUGGUUGUUGGGUGGGGAUUUUAACGCAGUUAAACAUCGUAGUGAAAGAAAAGGGAGAGGUAUGUUCGUGAAUGAUAGUGAGAGUUCUUUAUUUGCGGAAUUCAUAGGGGAAAGUGGUUUGGUGGAGGUUCCUUGCAAAGGAAAGAAAUUUUCUUGGUAUAGCGGAGAUGGCAGAUCUAUGAGCCGAAUUGAUCAUUUUAUAUUGUCGGAUGUGAUUGUGAAUAGAUGGAAUGUCAUUGGUCAAUUGAUAGAUGAUAGAGACAUCUCGGAUCAUUUUCCAAUUUGGCUUGUGUUGGAUGGUAACAAUUGGGGCCCUAAACCGUUCAAGUUCAACAAUGAGUGGUUUUCCUUCAAUUCUUUCACCUCGUUCGUUUAA